AUGUCGACGGAUGAAGGCACUUCCCAGGAGGGAGGGGGCAGCCCUCCUCCUCCAGGAGGGGGCCCGCAGGAUGAGACCAAUCCCCAGGAGGGAGAAGCCCCAUCUCCUGCAGGAGGAGGGCCGCCGGAUGAAGCCACUCCCCAGGAGGGAGAAACCCCUCCUCCAGUAUUAGGAGGGCCACCCCCUGGCUCGGAUCCUGACACCUUGCGGGCGGCCUAUGAAAUGUCACAGAAGGGCGCCGAGAUGGAGUCCAGGGGCCAGUACAAGGCUGCGGAGGAGCUGUACAAGAGUGUGCUGGGCCUGCUGAAGGGCCAGGUCUCCAACAACCACCCUGUGGUGAUGGGCACAUACAACAACCUGGGCAUCGUCCUGCAGCACCAGGAGAAGUACGUGGAGGCGGAGCCAUACAUGCGCAAGGUGCUGAACAUGGCGGAGACCGCGCUUGGCAGCGAGCACCCGGCAGUGGCAAUCGCACUGGUCAGCGUGGCCAACAUACUGCGGGCCAGGUCCAAAUACGAGGAGGCCCUUGACGUGUAUGAGAGGGCUCUGACCAUCCAGCUGAGGGCGUUUGGGGGGGACCACUUGGUUGUGGCCACCACGCUGAUGAACCUUGGCAGGCUGAUGGAGGCCCAGGGCAAGUACCCCGAGGCCGAGGAGCUGCACAAGAAGGCCCUGGCGAUUCGGAUAAAUUCCCAGGAGGAGGAUGAGCAGGGCAUGGCGAGCAGCAUCAUGGGUCUGGCGUCGGUUGCAGAGGAGCAGGGGAAGAUGGACGAGGCGGGGCGGCUGUAUCGGGAAGCCCUGGACCUCGAGAAGAAGGCACUGGGCGCGGGCCACCAAAAGGUGGGAUACGCCAUGGGCAAGCUGGGGGAUGUCUUGGUGAGGCAGGGGAGGUUGGGUGAGGCGGAGGACCUGUUCACGGAGGCGCUGGCCAUUCAGAGGGAGACGCUUGGGGAGGGGCACCCGGGCAUGGCCCUGUGCAUGAAGCGACUGGGCAAGGUGUUAGUGCAGCAGGGGAGGACCCAGGAGGGGGAGGAGUUCUGCCGCAAGGCGUUGACGAUGCAGAAGGAAUCGCUGGGGGAGGAGCAUGAGGCGGUGGCGGUGAGCCUGCAGAACAUGGCGGUGAAUGCGCACUCCCAGGGCAAGCUGAGGGAGGCCAGGCGGCUGUACAAGAGGGCGCUGAAGAUUCAUGAGAAAGCAUCAGGCAAGGACGACUUGGGGGUGGCGCAGAUAUUGAAUGGGUUGGGAGCGGUGAUGACAGAGCGGGAAGAGCCGGAGGAGGCAGAGGGCGUGCUGCGGAGGGCGCUGGAGAUUCAGGAGAGGGUGCUGGGCAAGAAGCACACGGAGGUGGCGGUGACCCUGAACAACCUGGCUGCCACCUUGUAUGGGCAGAGGAAGUACAAGGAGGCCGAGGCGGUGUACAGGAGGGCGGUGCAGAUCAUGCGGGAGGCCGUGGGGCAAGACCACCUGGAUUUGGUGCCUUACGUCAACAACCUCGCGGGCGCCCUGGUGCACCAGGACAAAUUCGGGCUGGCCCAGAACGCAUACGAGGAGACGUUGAAAAUCAGGAGGCGGGAGCUUGGCGAGGAUCACCCUGACGUGGCGAGGAGUCUCUGUGACGUGGCUGCCUCGCUGCGGGCCCAGAAGAAGUAUGCAAAGGCGGAGAAGCUGUACACGAAGGCGCUGAACAUAUGCAAGGCGGUGCUGCCGGUGGAUGACCCGCUCGUGGAGCGCGCCGUGACGAGCGCGAUAGGCGUUCGGAGACUGAUGGGCCGCUGA
Ostreobium quekettii is the source of this 1776-nucleotide messenger RNA. Lineage: Eukaryota; Viridiplantae; Chlorophyta; Ulvophyceae; Bryopsidales; Ostreobiaceae. The record is from the annotation of a GenBank genome assembly.